UCACGAGGUGGAUAGAAAUAGUAAAAUUAUCGACAAAAGGAAAUACUAACAAUGGGCCGUUCGAGUAAUAAUAGGCCGAUUGAUUGGUUCAUUUUGAAUGAAUAAUUUAGCCACCUAGCUAUAGAUAUCAUACGAAAAGUGCUCAAAUGUGGAAGAACGAUUAGUAGAACCACGCGACGAAACUCGAUCGAGGGGGCAGAAGUUGUGUUUCGUGUCCGAGGCGUUAGUCAACAGUCAAUUCAGUCCGCUGAAGACGCGCGCGUAGAACAGACACAUACGUCUUCGAGCUCGUGGAAGGUGGUUCAACCCAAAAUGCGGUCUCACUCAUGUAAUGUGCUGUUGGUUAUGAUAGCAUGCUUCACAAUUUUCGCCAAAAACGGGUGUAGCAGAUCAGCACAGGUCGGACCACUGAUGACACGCAAGCGAGCUCUUUCUCCGGGGUCGAAACUGGUUUCAUCAAACACACUGCAAAAGAUGCCCGCCAGAGAGGAGUUACCUCUACAUGGCGCUGCCAUUACCGGAGAAAGUGGCAUCCGUUACCUGGACGUGCCGGAUAAGUCGUUCUCCGACAAGAAGCAAUACCGGUCACUUGUUCUACCGAACGGACUGCAUGCGUUACUGAUAUCCGAUCCCACAGAACGCACACAAGUAGCACGCAACACAACGGUUGCUGAAGAGGAGGAUCACAGCGAGGAUGGCGCUAGUGUUACAUCGGCAACCGAAGAGCCGAGCGACAGUGAAGACGAAGAUGACGGAAGUGAAGCAGAAGACGAUGGUGCAGGAGAAAAGCUAGCAGCCGCAGCAUUGAGCAUUGGCGUUGGGUCGUUUAGUGAUCCACGGCCUGUGCAAGGGCUAGCCCAUUUUCUCGAACAUAUGAUCUUUAUGGGAAGCAAAAAAUAUCCUACGGAGAAUGAAUACGAUGCAUACAUAAGCAAAUGUGGCGGAUUUGAUAAUGCCGUAACCGAUCUGGAAGAAACGACUUUCUAUUUUGAAAUUGACGAGGAAUAUUUGGACGGUGCCCUAGACAGAUUCUCGAGCCUUUUCGCUUCACCUCUCAUGUUGCGGGAUUCAAUCUGUCGUGAACGAGAUGCCGUUGAGUCUGAGUUCCAAACCAACAUCAACAGCUUCUCGUCAAUGCGCGAACAGUUGAUGGGAUCGUUAGGUCGAGAAGAGCACCCGAGUAGUUUGUUCUCCUGGGGAAAUUUGCGCACCUUGAAGGACAAUGUUACGGAUGACGAAUUGCAUAAGAUUUUACAUCAGUUCCAGAAGAGACAUUAUUCGGCACAUCGCAUGCAUUUCGCCGUUCAGGCCCGAAUGAGUUUGGAUGAGCUAGAACAACUAACGGUCAAAUAUCUCUCGAGUAUUCCGAGCAAUAACCUGCCUGCUGAUGAUUUCUCCGCCUUCAAUGAGUUGAAUGCAUUUAAGCCAGAUUUUUUCAACAAAGUGUACUACGUAAAACCCAAAUCCAAUAUCUGCAGGUUAGAUGUCACAUGGUGUCUGCCACCUAGUAUUGAGGAUUACAAAGUGAAACCGGUAGAUUAUCUGUCGUACCUUCUAGGAUAUGAAGGAAAACACAGCUUAACAAGCUAUCUUAGGAACAGAACACUUGCACUUGAUGUACAAACAGGAGCCAGCUAUGGCUUUGAAAAGAAUUCUCUUUUUACUCUUUUCGCUGUAUCUGUGACAAUGACCGAUAAAGGUUUGGAAAACGUAGAAGAAAUUUUAAAAGCCAUCUACUCGUAUAUGCGACUGCUGAAAGAAACGGGUCCUGUGGAAUGGUUGUUCGAUGAACUGAAGGAGAUAGAAGACACGUCCUUCCGCUAUCGCAAGGAGAAGGAGGCCAGUGAUAAUGUGGAAGAACUUGUAGUGAACAUGCGGUAUUACCCAUCCAAGGACAUCAUCACCGGCUCGGAACUCUAUUAUCACUAUGAUGCAAACGAAAUUCGUAAAGUUAUCGACAACCUGAACAAGCCUAAUUUCAACAUAAUGAUAUCGUCCUCGAAACCAUACAAUGGCAUCGUUUAUGACAGGAAAGAGAAAUGGUUCGGCACGGAGUAUGCUGAAAGAGAUAUGCCACUAGAAUGGAAGAACCUGUGGAGCAGCGCUUCGUCCAUCCCGGAGUUGAAACUGCAGGAGCGGAACCAGUACAUCAGCUCAGACUUUACUAUUUUUGCCAAACAGCAGGAUGCUCCUUUGAUUCCAGUGUUCCCGGAGAAAAUAAUGGACCGUAAGAAUUGUGAACUAUGGUACCGACAGGACGGCAAAUUUAAUUUACCCACGUCGCUAAUGUACUUCUACUUUAUUUCUCCGCUACCAAUGCAUGAUCCGGAAUGUGCCACUCUAACGAGUUUAUACACUGCAAUGCUGAAAUUCCAAAUUGCUGAAGACCUUUAUCCAGCAACGGUGGCCGGUUUGAACUAUGAGAUCUAUGCUUCUGAAAAAGGCAUCAUCUUGAAGGUCGAUGGCUACAAUCAGAAAUUGCCAAUAAUCGUCGAUGAAAUAACAAGAGCUAUGCGAGAUUUUAACAAAAACAUAAAUGCAGAUGUAUUCGAUGUCAUCAAAAAGAAGCUGGCCAAGGCAUAUUACAACGAAAUCAUAAAAGCUAGCAAGCUGAGCAGGGAUUUUCGAUUGAAGGUGGUGCAGGAAAAUUUCUGGACCACUUUGGAACGAUUCAAUGCAUUGAAGAAUUUGACAAUUGAUGCGCUCAGUGAUUUCUCCGUGAGAUACUUUCAUCAAGUUAAAAUCCAAUCGCUGAUACAGGGAAACACUCGCAAGCAAGACGCUCUAGAUGUUAUGUCGAAGAUGUUGACAAAUCUUGCUCCUGGCGAAAUACUUAAUAAAUCACUAACCGAAUCAAGAGCUCGAGAAAUACCUCUGGGCAAUAACUACUUAACGGUAAAGUCCUUCCGCGAGAAUGAUGUCAAUACGGUAACGACAACUUUCUACCAGGCUGGGCCUGUGACGCCGUCAAUCAACGCUCAACUGGAGCUGAUGGUAAUGCUAAUCGAGGAACCGCUCUUUGACAUACUCCGUACUAAGGAACAACUGGGAUAUGAUGUGUCUGUAACCAUUCGUGACAACUUUGGCAUUCUGGGAUAUUCGGUCACGAUCCAUUCUCAAGAGGACAAAUUUACGUACCAGCAUAUAGACGACAGGAUCGAAGAUUUCAACGGUAGAUUCGUUCAAAUCCUAAACGACAUGCCGGAAGAAGACUUCCAGCUGGUAAAGAGCUCACUCCUGAAGCGCAAGCAAAUAAUCGAUACCGAUUUGAAGAGCGAAAUGAAUCGUAACUGGGCCGAGAUUACAACCGAGGAGUACAUUUUCAAUCGAAACAAGCUGGAAAUGGAACAUAUUGAGCGGUUGGACAAGCAGAACAUCAUAGACUUCUACAAUCAGUUGGUGUUUGACAAUCAGCACCGACGGAAGUUCUCCGUUCAGGUUAUUGGUUGUAGCGAAAAGUCGAUUCUCUGCAACGGUGAGGUGUCCGAGAAGGAUGAAGAAACUGAGAUCGAGGAUUUGGACAAGGAAUUCACUAUACACUAUCUAACGACAGACAAAGUGGGCCGAAACUACGUGACGGACAUCGAACGAUUCGGGAAGGCAUUAAAUGUGUACCCUGUCACAAAAAUUCAAUUUUCGUGAAUUUUUACCAAUGAUUACUGUUCCUUUGCUUUACAAGUUGAUUGGUGUUGAAUGUCUGAAUAAAAUUGUAUGCAUUUUACACGUUA
Aedes aegypti (yellow fever mosquito) is the source of this 3728-nucleotide messenger RNA. Its product is annotated as nardilysin. The transcript is spliced from 11 exons. The coding region runs from base 313 to 3642 and encodes 1109 amino acids. Lineage: Eukaryota; Metazoa; Arthropoda; Insecta; Diptera; Culicidae. Gene Ontology annotation, molecular function: metal ion binding; metalloendopeptidase activity. The record is from RefSeq and is a predicted model, not a curated record. Gene Ontology annotation, biological process: proteolysis.